Molecule: messenger RNA, 940 nt
Organism: Ooceraea biroi (clonal raider ant)
Lineage: Eukaryota; Metazoa; Arthropoda; Insecta; Hymenoptera; Formicidae
Gene: ND-24
Product: NADH dehydrogenase ubiquinone
Biological process (GO): mitochondrial electron transport, NADH to ubiquinone
Cellular component (GO): respiratory chain complex I
Molecular function (GO): NADH dehydrogenase activity
Source: RefSeq, a predicted model, not a curated record
ACAGCCUGGCAAUGCGCUACGAUAUGAGUUUCGCGCAUGUAGCAGAAAACAAGGAGCGAUUGACGUUUGGCAUACGAGUGUCGUGAACAGGAAUUUUGUAUCGUCUGAUAUUCAACUGUGCUCGACAUGUUGACGUCUUUACGUCGAGCUUGCGGGCUCCUCGCUCCAAGGAACAUAAGGGGAGUGCAGACAACUACAAAUCGUGCAUCCGAUCAGCUGUUUACUCAUAGAGACAGCGAGCACGACAAUCCCAAUAUACCAUUCGAGUUCAACGAGGCGAAUAAGAAACGUAUCGAAGCGCUGCUCGCGAUUUAUCCAGAGGGUCACAAGCGUGGGGCCAUGAUACCGCUGUUGGACCUGGCGCAGCGGCAACACGGCUGGUUACCCAUCUCUGCGAUGCACAAGGUCGCGGAGAUUCUGGAUCUGCCGCGCAUGAGGGUGUACGAAGUAGCCACAUUUUACACAAUGUUCAAUCGCCGACCCAUGGGAAAGUAUCACGUGCAGAUCUGCACCUGUACACCGUGCUGGCUGAGGGAUUCUGACUCGAUAGUGAGUGCUGUGACGAAGGCUACGAAUUGCGAGGUUGGUGGCACCUCUGCGGACAAGCUGUUCACGAUCUCCGAAGUCGAGUGUCUCGGUGCCUGUGCGAAUGCUCCAAUGUUCCAAGUGAACGAUGAUUAUUAUGAGGAUUUGACUACAGAAACCGCAACUGCUAUAAUAAACGCUUUUAAGAAAGGCGAGAGGCCACCGCCAGGUCCACAGAAUGCCCCCAGAUUUGCAGCCGAUCCUGCUGGUGGACUCACGUCGUUGACGACUCCGCCACCGGGUCCUGGAUUUGGGGUUCGGUCUGACCUGUAAAAUAUAUUUUUGAUAGGACCGUAGUAUAUACUUAAUCCCAAUGUGUAAAAAAGUUAUUAAUAAACAUGUAUUGAUAAACGUC